CAUCUUUUAGAUGUUUGGCUGUGGUGGAACUGCAGUGGUGCAAUGUCAGUGGGGAGAGGGGUGUGUGUGUUUGCAAUGCCCUCCAGGCCAGGAGCCAUCCAAGCCUUGUGGGCAGAUCCAGAGUCCAGCUGAAGAAGUGAAAUGUCAGUCGUGCCAACCUGGAAGCUUUUCAGAUGCAGUCGACUCUGAGCUUUGCCGUACACACACAUCCUGUGAGAUCCUGGGCAGAACUGUGGAGACCUCUGGCACUCAGACCUCAGAUACUGUCUGUGGAGACUGUCUUCCUGGAUUUCUCUCUCCAGAUGAGGGAAGUCCCUGCUUGAAAAAGUUGCUUGUCAGAAAGGUUCGCACAGUAGAAAAAGGUCCCUCCAGUGGGGCAGGAGGACCUACCAACAGCACGGUGGUUCGGAGUACGGAGGAAAAGACGGCAGAGUAUGCAGUGUUUGCCCUGGUGCCCGUCUUCUGCGUUAUGGGUCUGCUGGGCAUCCUGAUCUGCAACAUCCUCAAGAAGAAGGGAUAUAACUGCACUGCUGAGAAGGAAGGAAGAGAUGAGGAGAUUGCCACCCCUCAGAAAGAAGGUAAAGACUGGCCGUACAUAUCUGAUGACCUGAAUGAAGACACAAUCAGUGUUUUGGUUCGCCUCAUUACAGAGAAGAAAGAAAAUGCUGCUGCGUUGGAGGAACUGCUACUGGAGUACGAGAGCAGACAGACGAGCAAAGGCUCAUCCAUCAAGUUCCCGAUGCUGUCUCCUUUGUCCACCAUCCGCUCCACCCCAAAGUCUUGCCCCCAUCAGUCCCACCUGCACACCAUAUCAGGCCUCUCUGGUCUGGCCCCCAAACAUGGCUACCGCUGCUCCCGUUGUGCCCAUAGAAAGUGGCCCCCUGUUCUCAUCCCUCCCCUGGAUUCUCUUAAAGACCCACUGAAGCCCCCGCAGGGUUUGAUUCUGUCCUCAUUGGACCAAACUCUCGACCAGCAGAAGAACCCCCUCCUGGGGGGGGUUAGUGUGGACACUCACCACACACAGGCUACUGUGGUGGCAAAAGCUGUUCAGAGCAAAGUGGAUAACAUUGAUGGAAGGGAGAAGAAGGAGGGAGAGGUCUUGUCUGUGGGCAGAUUUCAAGUUGCUCAAAUACCCGAGUACAGGCCUGUUACCGUAGAAACAAAGGAAUCAUCUCAGGAGCAGAGGAACUCCCUGUUUGGUGGGAAACAUUUUUCCCCCUUUUCAUCAUCUGCCUUCAAGAGAUGAAGAAAUGCAGAGAUGCUGCAUGAUCAUGCUACCUCGUGGAAGAAGACAGCAUCACCUGAUGGCAGCUGAAAUCCAAGAGUGAGAUGUUUCUUCAGAAAACUUACCCUCCACCUGCUGGCAGAGGAAGGAAUUACUUCUCAUCACUUUUGACGAUCAUAUGAGAGCUUGACCUUAAUGCAGCUUCAAGUUCCAGAUCAAAUUGACAACAGUGCUGGGAAACUAACGAGAUAAAUGCAGGAGCAGGAGCAUUAUUUCACAUUAAAUAUCAAUGAC
Molecule: messenger RNA, 1519 nt
Organism: Cyprinodon variegatus (sheepshead minnow)
Lineage: Eukaryota; Metazoa; Chordata; Actinopteri; Cyprinodontiformes; Cyprinodontidae
Gene: relt
Product: RELT tumor necrosis factor receptor
Exons: 9
Coding region: 11-1246 (411 amino acids)
Biological process (GO): apoptotic process
Molecular function (GO): protein binding
Source: RefSeq, a predicted model, not a curated record